CAUCAGUUUUACGUAUAGAGACAGCGUCGUCCUUCCUUCCCCCACCGCCUCUUUUUUAACUUCUGGCAGAAGUGCGGAUGUGAGUUGCAUAUCGAUACGGAACAGGCCGCCACUUUUCUCUUAAGCAAUGCGUGCAUAGGCAAUGACCAUUAUUGUGGAGCUAUGAAUCCAGAGGAGCAGACUGUAACGUGGUUAAUAUCACUGGGAGUGCUCAGCUCGCCUAAAAAGAAUAUAGCGGACCCGGAGGAGUUUUUGAAAACAUCGCUGAAGGAUGGGGUCGUCUUAUGCAAGCUCACGGAAAGGCUCGUACCUGGGUUUACUCCCAAGUAUUGCCAGGACCCGAGAACUGAAGCCGACUGCCUUUCCAACAUCAGGGAGUUUUUAAAAGGAUGCUCGACCCUCAAAGUGGAGGGGUUUGAACCAGAGUGUUUAUACACUGGUGAGAAUUUUGGCAAGGUACUGACUACUCUGCUGGCGGUCAACUUCGCCACACAAGACUGUGCUGCUGAGAGGUCAUGUUCGCAGUCUGGAGCCCCCUCUCCUAAUCAGUCGACAUCAUCCCACACCUUUCCCUCCACCAAAUCAAAAGGCUCUCUACGCAGACAAUCCAAAUCAGUGGAGAUGUCUGAGAACGGUGGAGGUGGACAGCUGAUGGUGAAGGCCCGCUUCAACUUCAAGCAGAACAACGAGGACGAGCUGUCUUUCAAUAAAGGAGACCUGAUCCACGUGACGCGGCAGGAGGAGGGAGGGUGGUGGGAGGGCAUGCUCAGUGGCAGGACGGGCUGGUUCCCCAGUAACUACGUCAGAGAGAUCAAACCCUGUGAGAAGCCAGUUUCUCCUAAAGGAACCCAGCUGACCAAGAACUACUACAGUGUGGUAGUGCAAGACAUCUUGGAACAUGAGCGGGAGUUUGUCAAAGAGCUACAAACAGUCCUGACUUCUUAUCUGCGGCCCUUACAAACCAGUGACAAGCUGAGCAGUGCAGACAGCACCACGCUGUGUGGAAACCUGGAGGAGAUCCUCACCUUCCAGCAGGCGCUUUGUGUAGCUCUGGAGGACUGUACCAAAGUCUCAGAUGGCCAGCAGCGAGUGGCAGGCUAUUAUCUGAACAUGAUGGGUCAGAUCAAGACCUUGUACCUGGCUUACUGCUCCAGCCACCCUUCAGCUGUCUGCAUCCUGACUGAUCACAGUGAGGAGUUAGAUAAGUUCAUGGAGAGCCAGGGAGCCAGUGCUCCAGGGAUCCUGACCCUGACAACCAGUCUCAGCAAACCCUUCAUGAGGCUCGACAAAUACCCCACCCUGCUGCAGGAGCUGGAGAGACAUGUGGAGGAAGCCCACCCAGACUAUGCAGACAUUGUGAAGGCCACAGCGGCAUUUAAGAACCUGGUGACACAGUGCCAGGACCUGCGGAAGCGUAAAAUCCUGGAGCUCCAGAUUUUGUCAGAACCAGUUCGGUCCUGGGAGGGAGACAACAUGAAGAGCCUCGGGCAUGUGGCCUACAUGUCCCAGGUCCACUUGAAAAAUGGGUCCAGUGAGGAGAAAGAGGAGCGCUACCUAAUGCUUUUUCCUAAUGUGUUGGUCAUGCUUUCCGCCAGUCCUCGAAUGAGUGGCUUUAUUUAUCAGGGAAGACUCCCACUGACAGGUACCACAGUAACAAGACACGCAGAGGAUGCAGACAGUGCACACUAUGCCUUUGACAUCACAGGAAGCAUGAUCGAGCGUAUCACAGUGUUCUGCAGUAGUGCCCAGGAGCUACAGGAGUGGCUAGAGCAUCUUCAGCCCUUUACCAAAGGAGGCAGCCCUGCAGGAACCAUCUCAAAGACCGUCGAAGGGAAACCGUUAAGUAUGGUCGGCACCCCAACUCACCUGUCCCACCUGGGCAGCCUCAGCUCUGUCAGCCGUGGACCCCUGGAACCGCCUAAGAUCAGCAAGCCCUGGUCACUCAGCUGCCUGCGCCCUGCCCCUCCCCUGAAACCCUCUGCUGCGCUGGGAUAUAAAGAGAGGAUGUCUUAUAUCAUGAAGGAUUCCAGCAAGAGCCCACGGCCCAUAAAAAAGUUCCUGCCAGGCAACAGGAAGAAAGAACGAAAGGCAUCUGAUGAUGAUGUUCAGACGAGGAAAAGCACGGUAGCCCUGGAGGAGGACGCUCAGAUACUCAGGGUGAUUGAGGCAUAUUGCACAGGAGCCAGCCUGCACCAGACCAGCACAGGUCUGUGUUUAACAGUGCGGAAAGAGUGCGUCCCUCAGGUGCUUCUGCCAGAGGAGGAGAAGAUCAUCGUGGAGGAGAUGAAGAGUAACGGGCAGACUGUUAUUGAGGAGAAGAGCCUGGUUGAUGCUGUUUACGCCUUAAAGGACGAAGUUCAUGAAUUGAAAAAGGAGAACAAGUGGAUGAAGCAGUUUCUGGAGGAAGAGCAGAAGUCUCGCAAAGAGCUGGAGAGAGUGGUUCGAAAACUGGCCAAGCAGAAGAAUGAUUGUUCUUGGGAAGACGGCGGCCACUGAACACAUCCCUUCAAUCAUCCUCACCCUGGUGUGACUGUGUGUGUGUGUGUGUGUGUGUGUGUGUGUGUGUGUGUGUGUGUGUGUGUGUGUGUGUGUGUGUGUGUGUGACUGUGUGUGUGUGUGUGUGUGUGUGUGUGUGUGUGUCUGAGUGAGUGUGUGUGUGUGGGUCCAUUUAUGUAAGCAUGCUUGGGGAGGGACAGAAGGGUUGAGGCUUGUGUGUGUUUGCGUGUCUGUGUCAAUUUCACGUCGCCGUAUUUUAAUAUCCACACAUGGCAAAGUUGGACUCGCUUUCUGGCGAAUAUGCUCCAAGUGUCUUCUCUGCAAACCCUGGAGCGUGACACUUUGAUUAAUUCUAAAAUGUCUUCCUGAUCCAGCUUCUCACUUUGAGACUACAAACAUGCCUCUUCAUGAAGCAGCUAAGCUAUACCAAGACUGAUCAAGUGGUUUUCAAACGUACUGCACUGUGAACACUCCGCGGCUGGCAGAACAAUCCAAGAAGAAGACAGAAUGAGUUCUCUGCUGCUUCUUUUGCUUCAUUUGGAGAAAGAAAAGGAGCUAGAAGCCAUCACGUCCAAUAUGUGUCCUCUUGCAUGCACUUCUGUUACCAAGAAGACUGAUUUCCCUCCCUUAACACCUUAACUUUUUUUUUUUUUUUUUGGUCAUUGACAUUUUUUACCUGUCACAAAAACUGUUUUUGGGGAACAGGUUCAUCAAGCUUUCUUGAGCAUGUGUGUUUAGCUUUUUGGCUUUCAAGACAUUCAUUUUACAAGUUUCUAGGUGGCUUUUUGGCAUUUCAGAAACUCAAAUCAGGUUGGGUAAUCAUGAAACAUUCAAAACACAGCUCUUUACAGUUUAUUUAAAAACUGCAUGAAUGUACAGCGAUCCUACAGGAUCAAUUCUGCAUCAGAAAUGUGAUAAUCAAGAUAUUCAGAUUUAUAGUCCAAAGCUUUCAGGGAUGAAGCUUCAAUAUAGAAUAGAGAAAGCUGAACUAUAUAUCAUUUAUUAUACAAAAGUAAGCAAAUAAUGACAGAAAUGUCAACCCUACUUUUCUUACUAAAAUAUACUCCUAUAACAGUUUAACAUAUUAAAAACAUAGCCUUGCAUUCUUUGCAUUUUUAAAGAUUCUUUAUUUAUUUCACACCCAGGUAUUAAAUUGUGGUGUGAGCCUUUAUAGUUGUAGUUUUGCUGCCUUUUAAUCUGUAAUUUUAUUAAACUACACUGAUGUGUUAAGGCAGAAAAAUCACUGUUUCGGCUGGAGAUUUAAAAAAAAUCAUUUUACAUCAGUGAAUAGGGAAAAUUAACAUAAUAUUGAAUUUUUGUGUGUAGCCUCCUUGCAGGUUCCUGCAGAGAUGGAGGCAGACAGAGGAAAUACAGAGAGAAGAGAAAAUGAGAGAGAUUUAUCUGUGGAUUAAAAGUAGAGCUCAUUGGUUUUAAGUGCCUCCCUAAAGGGUCAAUAAACUUUAAAAGAGAGUUAAAGACCAGAAAGAGACUAAAUGGAUGAUUUAUUCUGAAAGUGUCACAGUUGGUUUGUCGUAUUAUUUCAAUAGGAAUGGCUCAGUGUGAAUGAGUCUGAAAACAUACAGGGCUUUGCUUCCUUUGCUACGUUUCAUGCACAAGGACCCACAACGGUACAUUUCCUCAUGAGGUUAAUUGCGUGUGCACUGUCAACACUGUUAUGUACUCAUGCUGCGUUGUAGAGCAGCUGUGGAUGUUACUGAAAUGCAAUAAGUGACUGCUUUACUGGCUCAACUCUGGGUGGGACCCAGCAUGGGUGGCCAGGUUUGGAGAACUUGCAAUAAUAAUAAUAUUAAUAAUGAUGAUGAAUGAAUUAACUCGAUUUAUUAACCAAAAAAAAGGGCCAGGCCAUUUGUGUGGUUCUGCUGCCACACAGUUUGGCUAUGCUUCUUUCCAUUUGCCUUUAUUAAAUUCUGUUUCUUGGUGUUAAUUAUUCUUUUAUAAAUCACCGUCUAGGGCCAAGUUUCCAUAAGAAUUAGAUUUUUUUUUCUCAGACUGUACAAUCCACAUUUGGAAGUAUACAUCUGUAGAACAAGGGAGUAGGGGACAAAGAAUCAUCUGCUAAAGAGCUAUCGUUUCCUCAAUGGCGCCUCAGCAAGACGAACGUGGAGACCUCUACAGAUGUGUGCUUUUCAUAGCUGUCUCAUCAUAAGUUGUCUGUGGAGAUUAACAUUAUAUAGAUGUAUUGGUUCUCUGAAUUGUACCACAUAAUGUAGUUUUCAAUUCCCAGCAGCCUCCGUGAGCACUUACUGGUGGGAGUAGGUUGAACACCGACUUGUUUAUCUGAAAUGACGUCUCCAGACCACUGUGUGUGUGUUUGUUUGUGUGUGUGUGAGUGUGUUUUGUUUAUCGAAAGGUUCUAUGCAAAUAUUGUUGCAAGUAUUGUAAUGCUUAUUUUUUCUAGACACUCUGUACUUUGUGUUUGGUAUGGUCAUUCUUUUAUUAAAAGUUUAAUAUAAGAA
Notolabrus celidotus (New Zealand spotty) is the source of this 4973-nucleotide messenger RNA. RefSeq names its product Rac/Cdc42 guanine nucleotide exchange factor (GEF) 6 (gene arhgef6). NCBI's taxonomy places the organism in Eukaryota, Metazoa, Chordata, Actinopteri, Labriformes, Labridae. The transcript is spliced from 22 exons. Gene Ontology annotation, molecular function: protein binding; guanyl-nucleotide exchange factor activity. Bases 163 to 2496 code for a protein of 777 amino acids. The record is from RefSeq and is a predicted model, not a curated record.